Messenger RNA from Rubroshorea leprosula, 1605 nucleotides. Lineage: Eukaryota; Viridiplantae; Streptophyta; Magnoliopsida; Malvales; Dipterocarpaceae. The record is from the annotation of a GenBank genome assembly.
CAUCACUUAAAAUUAAAAAAAAAAAAGAAAAAGAAAAAAAAAAAUCAAAGCUCAAAGCUUUCUACUUUUUCAAUGGAAUAAUUAUCAUUGAAGUCGCAAAGGUUCUUCCGUCAUUCUUCUGUAAUCUCUUCAUCUUCUUCUUUGAUCGAAGAAGGUUAGGUUCUGGUGAUCGGAACCAAUGCCUUCUGCGGGGGCGAAUCAGUGGCAGGAAAAAGCUAGUGGUUUCUUUUCUUCAUCAGGGGUGAAGCUUAAGGAAGCUCGGCAGACGGCUGGGACGUUCGUGGAGGAAGUGGCGAAGGAUGCGAAAGUUAACGUGUCGGAUGUGACGGAACGAGUUGGUUCCAUGUUCAAGAGCCGGUGGGCGGUUCUUCGUCAGCCGGCGACGAGACACGCUGUGCAGGAAAGCCUUAUAUCAGCUGCGGCGACAACUGGGACGCUGCUGAGGAAGGGCAUCACUGGGACCAAGGACAAGGUUGCCGUUGGCAAGACAAAAGUCGGGGAGGUGGCAAAAAAGACAGCAGAAAAAAGCAAGACUAUUUUAACUGAUAUAGAGCGAUGGCAGAAGGGUGUUGCCAGCACAGAUGUAUUUGGACUUGCAAUUGAAGUAACUGUGCAACGACAGCAAUCCAGCAGACCUGUUCCCCAUAUAUUGGUCAACUGUGCUGAUUUUCUCAUAUUAUCAGGAUUGAAUUCACUGGAUCUGUUUAGAGCUGAAGGGGAUAAAACGAUCAUUCAACAAUUGGUUUCUACAUACAACAAAGAUCCCAAUGCAUCAUUGCCUGAGGGUUUGAAUCCAAUUGAUGUGGCAGCUCUAGCUAAAUAUUACCUGGCAAGUCUUCCUGAGCCAUUGACAACCUUUGACCUCUAUAAUGAGAUCAAAGGUGCCCGUUCUAGCAUACAUGCAAUGAGAAACAUAUUGAAGAAGCUUCCUACUGUAAACUACAUGACACUGGAGUUCAUCACUGCACUAUUACUUCGUGUUAGCCAGAAUUCUUUCCUUAACAAGAUGGAUGCUCGAAGCCUUUCAAUGGAGAUGACUCCUGUAAUUAUGUGGCAGAAGGAUCGGAGACCAGAAUCUUAUAGGCAAUACUGGAGUCACCCACCAAAAACUCCUAGUGAUAGCAUGGUUCCAAAACCUGAUUAUAGUACAUGGGACAUGCUUUCUGAUGAAGGAGAAGAAAUGGAUGCUUCCUCUCACAUUCCCUUGGAUGAUGGCAUGCCAAUGGAUUUUGGUGCUAUUGAGGUUAUUCAGUGCCUAAUAGAACAUCACAAUCCCAUUUUUACAGAUACAAAUGAGACUGUUUGGAGAUAAUCCAGAUCAAAGGCUGUAUAGAAGACAUCAAGUGCGUAUUGUAACCAAUUAUCCCUUGAGAUUUGAGUUUUAAAUUUGGUUAAGUGACUGUUAUGCUGUGCUACCAGGUAUCAUAUCGGUAGCCAGCUCUGGAGAAGCACUUUUGUGUCUGUACAUUCUAGUCAUUAGGUAGAUCUUUUCUCAAUGGUUUUUGUGUUUGGAGAGAUAUCGGUUUGCAAUAUGCUGCAUAUUUUGAUGAAGGGAUGAAAUAAGAUGCAUAGCCGACAAUCCAACCGCACAUAAUUGAUUUUCUG